Molecule: messenger RNA, 492 nt
Organism: Papaver somniferum (opium poppy)
Lineage: Eukaryota; Viridiplantae; Streptophyta; Magnoliopsida; Ranunculales; Papaveraceae
Exons: 1
Coding region: 1-492 (163 amino acids)
Source: RefSeq, a predicted model, not a curated record
AUGAACCUCAGGAAGGUUCCUCUUUAUCUUUGGAAUGAAUUAGGAUUAUCUAAGAUUGCUAGUAUUGUUGGUACUCCAAUCAUGACCGAUACUCCAACAGCAUUGAAAACUAGGAUGUCAUAUGUCAGGGUUUUGGUUGAAGUUGCAGCUGAUUGUGGGUUCCCUUCUAAUUUGCAUAUUCAAGUGGAUAAUGAAAAUUUUAUAGUGAAGGCUGAGUAUUCUUGGAAACCUGAUGCUUGCUCUCACUACAAGAAUUUUGGAGAUUCAAGUGCUAAGUGUAGCUCAAAGGUAAUCUCUUUUCUUCAUUGUACAUCUCCGGUUAAUACUGAAGAUUUAGUCGUUCAAAGCAAUACAGGGUUGAUUGUUAACACAAGGGAUAGAGAAGAAAUUACUCAAGAUAGAAUUGAGCAAAUCUCUCUAGUGGCUGAAGUUAUCAAAAACGCAGAAGGAAAUUGCAGCUUCAUGAAGUUCAGAGAAUGUUUGGAAGCAUAG